This is a messenger RNA of Lytechinus pictus (painted urchin), 1338 nucleotides long. RefSeq lists its product as uncharacterized. The record is from RefSeq and is a predicted model, not a curated record. The transcript has a single exon. The coding region runs from base 1 to 1338 and encodes 445 amino acids. Lineage: Eukaryota; Metazoa; Echinodermata; Echinoidea; Temnopleuroida; Toxopneustidae. Gene Ontology annotation, molecular function: catalytic activity.
AUGGAUCAUAACUCCCAAAAUAAAGCAAGUAACAGUAAACCAAACAUUAAAGGAAAUGUCACUAGAAAGAAGUUGAAAUGCAUAUUCACAAAUGCCCAAAGCAUUGUCAACAAAAGAGACGAACUACAGAGUACUGUAUACCAAGAAGAGCCAGAUAUAAUAAGCAUUGUAGAGACAUGGCUAAAUAGUAAGAUAUCAGAUGCUGAGAUACAAAUUCCUGGUUAUCAAGCCACUCGUCUAGAUAGGCAAAACAGACCACAUGGAGGUGUUCUAUUGUACACCAAGGAAGGAAUAGAAGUACAACAAAGGACAGAUUCUGAGCUAAAUAUCUACAACGAAGCACUAUGGUGUGAUAUCACUAGCCAAGGCACAGAACUAGAUUUGUUAAUUGGUAUUGUGUACAGAAGCCCCAACAAUACAAAUGAAGAGAACGACAACUUAAACAAAGCCUUAUGCCUGCUAAAUAAAGUACAGAAAGACAUCUUGAUCAUGGGCGACUUCAAUUAUCGUGAUAUUAAUUGGGAAGCAGGCUCAGGCAAGUCAGAAGCUUUUUUGGAUGUUAUUAUGGACAACCUGUGGACUCAACAUGUGUCCGCACCGACGAGACAAGAAUCACUCCUGGACCUUGUGAUUACAUCAAACCCUUGUGCAAUCGAUGAAGUAGAAAUCAUAGCACACUUGGGAAAUAGUGACCAUACUAUGCUACGAUGGGAUACAAACUACUACGUAAAUCAGAAUGACACUGUACCUAAACGAGACUUCAAAUCUGCCAACUUUGAUGCAAUCAGAAGUGAAUUAGAAGAAAUUGAUUGGAAUAACAAACUAAACAACAAAUCAGCUGAUCAGGCAUGGAAUGAAACUAAGGCUGUGCUUCAUCGGCUAAUAUAUGACUAUGUACCUACAAAACAACAACGCAAAAAGAAGAAGACGCUGUGGCUCACGAGGAGAGCACAGAAAUCGAUUCGUCGCAAACACAGAGCAUGGAAGCGAUAUAAAUCCCAGAAGACAACUCAAAGAUUUGAGCACUAUAAGCAGUGCCAGAAAGAGGCAAAGCGUGAAGUAGAAGUAGCCAAAAGAAGCUUUGAGAAAAGACUAGCUGAGAAUAUAAAGGAAGAUACUAAAAGCUUCUAUGCAUAUGUGAGAACGAAACAGAAGGUAAAGGAUUCCGUCGGGCCUCUUAAGAAUGAAGCUGGCGAAACAAUUAACCCAGGAGUUGAUACAGCUAACGCCCUCAACAACUAUUUUGUGACGGUGUUUGCAGAUGAGAAAAUGAAGCACCCAUUCCUCAAACAAUAUUUCAAGGACCAAAUGACAUGUUUCUCAAAGACUUCUCGAUAA